Messenger RNA from Exophiala oligosperma, 529 nucleotides. RefSeq lists its product as uncharacterized. NCBI's taxonomy places the organism in Eukaryota, Fungi, Ascomycota, Eurotiomycetes, Chaetothyriales, Herpotrichiellaceae. The record is from RefSeq and is a predicted model, not a curated record. The annotation marks the transcript as partial. The transcript has a single exon.
CGAAAGUUCCUGGUACGCGAACUUGUUUAUUUCAAAGCCUUUCUGGCUUAGUUGGAGCGAGAUUCUUCUCGAUAGGCAUAAUUCUCAUGCCAGAUGGAUCUGACCGUCUGCUAUCACUGGAUUCCGUGAGCAAACAGCUCACGUAUUGGAAGACAUGGCUGUGGCUCUCGGUGAGUUUCGCGUGACGCGGAAUCUACCUCGCAAAGACUACCUGGCACUUAACAACGGGCUCGACAGGUCGAUUUCGCCUUGCUCGCCGGUCCUUGAGCAAAGCACUGUCUCAGACACGGCAGAAUACGAUGACGGUGAGGGGCCACUGCCAGCCGAGUCGGUCUCGCAGGUGUCCGGUGGCUUCCCAACGGUUCUCACAUCAGAAUCUGAGGAACUUUGUCUGUCGACAGGCCCCAGCGUUGUAGAGUCCGCGAUGAAGAGGCGAAAAAUGCAUACUAGCUGGACUCAAGACCAUUUUUGGAUUACCGAGCUUGACGCGCAGUGGAGCAAAAGAGGCCGACUUCCACAGAAUGACCGC